Molecule: messenger RNA, 1617 nt
Organism: Dibothriocephalus latus
Lineage: Eukaryota; Metazoa; Platyhelminthes; Cestoda; Diphyllobothriidea; Diphyllobothriidae
Source: the annotation of a GenBank genome assembly
AUGGCAGGCUCCUUCUGGAAAGGUACCGAAGAGGAUCGUCUGGACGCGGGUUUUCCAGACGACGUUGAUCACAUGAUGCUGGCUUUCCAUCCAAAGACUCAUCGUCGGGGCAGCAGCUGUGCCAGCGGUUGCAAUCGCCCCUUCACUCUCAGCUACCGCACAAACUCCUCGAGCUGCGCUCUGCAUCCGUUGACAGGUGGACCCGUGUCCACCAGUUCCCGCAGUUCUCUCGAUAGCCAACGCCAACUGCCCAAGUCCAUCAAUCGUCAUAGGUCCAGUCUGCCAGAGGACCGACAGGUCACCUUUCAACAAAUCACCUCCGCCAUGAACGCACCAGCUGAAGCCUUACGAGAUUCAAUGACAUCCUCGGACUCAGUUCAUUCUCUGCCUCCCGUGCACCUGGUCAAUGCCAACGACACGCCCUCCUCCAGCUGUAAAGCAGAGACCGUCCUGAGUCGUGAAGAGGGCCAGCCGGGCACCGAUUUCAGUGAUUCCUUCUCCCUCAGUGCCUCCCACGAAUCCUCCAAAGCAUCACCGCCACAACCGCAGCCACUCAUCUCCACUGAUGAAGGCGAUUAUGAUGAUGCGCAAAUAUCCUCAGUAACAAGCGAAGCAGGGAGUACGAAUUCCAGUGUGGGAGGGGAGACUGUGGUCCAUGAUUCAGAACCCGCUCCAGAAGGGGAACUUGAACGGACCCGCCAGGCGCAAUCUGAAACAGUGCAGCGAGACGGUUCCGUGGACUCUAUGCAGGGACAGAAAGGCGGGCCUGUGGCUGACAAUGAGAUUGACAAGCGGGAUGGUCGGCUUGACGGAACCUUGCCCUCAGAUGCGCUCAAAAGUUCCCAGUUGCCAGAAUCGAGCCCCAAGGGCGUCACUGAUGGCGUCGUCGAUCAGGAGGACAGCGUUGAAGUUCAGAAGGAGGCAUCUCUGGAGGCAGCCUCAAAGGCCUCUUUAAUCUCACCUCUUUCAUCUAAGGAGGGCGAAGAAGAGUCGGAACCGCUGGCCGAUGACGCCUCACUGCAUACAGUUAUUGAGAAAAAUUCUGUCGACGGAGAAGAGGAACAACAACUGCCUGAAGACGCGGCCCAAUUCGAGGUUCAACCUGACGAUUGUCCUGACUCAAACCUUCAUUCACCUGAUGCCGAAGACAAGCAUCUGCACGAUACGACCCCGAACAUUACUGGUAAGGAAGAAAAAGCCUCUGAGGACGCAGAUCAGACAACCGUUGAAGCCCCGGUCCAAAAAGUAGCGGCAUCUGACCUUCAAUCUCCAUCUUCACCAAAGGGAGCUACAACUGUGACUGAAGAUGAAGAAGGUCAAGAGAAGGUCCCCGAUCAGGACACCGAUGAAGUUAAGGAGGCAUCUCUGGGUGAACUGUUAAAGGCCAUUGUUUCUCCAUCUAGAUCAUCUAAGGCGGGCAAAGAAGAGUCCGAACCGCUGGCUGACGACGCCUCACCGCAUAUAGCUGUUGAGAAAAAUGCCGUCGACGAAGAAGAGCAAUUGUCUGAAAAGCCAGCCCAAUCCGAGGUUCAACCGGCUCACACGGAUGAUCUGAAAACUGCCGAUCGUCCUGCCCCAAGUCUUCAUUCACCUGAUGCAGAAGACAAGCAUCUGCAC